AAUAAAACAAAAACAAUCCGCAACAAGUACCCGAUACCAAAAAAGUAAUCGAUACGCAUCAUCGUCAUCAACAGUUAAUUAUCGACAACUAGGUCUUGAAGGGAUGUGCUUACGAUGUGGGCGAAACAAUCAUCGAUCAAAUGAAUGUAAAAUAAACAAAAACAAUCUAAAAUGUUCUUUUUGUAACAAAACAGGUCAUGUGAGACAAGUAUGCAUAAAAUCGAAAAUUAAACAAAAUUCAUCAUAUAAUGCAAUACAAUCGUGUUCAUCUGAUGACGACUACUGUGAGGAUGAUGAUAAUUUUGGUAUCCAUCAAAUAGUCGAUAUUUACAACAAAUCAGAAAUUCCACCACCAGAAUUGCAAAAAUUUUUCGCAACGGUUUCAAUCGACGGGAGGAAGCAAGUUUUCGAAGUAGACUCUGGUGCCGGCUACACUCUCAUACCAAAGAACGAUUUUGAAAAACUCAAAUUAAAUUUAAAGCUUCAAAAAACCAAGAUAGCAUUUCGCGCUUAUACGGGGGAUGUGUUUAUACCUCUGGGUGUAGUGGAUGUUAAUGUCCAAUAUAAAAACAGGAAGUCCAGAGAGAAAAUGUUUGUUGUGGACGCUAGACACUCUGCGUUGCUUGGCCGUGUAUGGAUAAGGCAUCUUAAAAUUGAUCUUAGAGAAGUAGACCAAGACUGUUUGAAGGUAAAUACAGACAACAACGUAUGUAUAAACUCAAUAAGUGAAAUAACGCAAAAGUUCUCAAAAGUUUUCCAGCAGAAAGUGGGGUGUAUUCCCAAUUUAAUAUGUUCAUUAAAAUUGCAGGAAGGGGCAAAGCCAGCUUUUUUAAAGGAAAGGCAAGUUCCAUUCGCUCUUCGUGAAAAAGUAGAGCAAGAACUCGACACAUUAGAAAACGAGGGUAUAAUUUCAAAAGUUAACACCAGUAAUUGGGGUUCGCCACUGGUUGUAAUACCAAAACCUGAUGGGAAUGUGCGGUUAUGUGUUGACUACAAGCUCUGCGUCAAUCCCCAAUUGGAGCCUGCUCACUAUCCAAUAAAGCGAAUAGAUGAAAUAUUCAACACAUUGAAAAAUUCCAAAUAUUUUUGUAAGCUGGAUCUAUAUAAAGCGUAUUUACAUGUAGCAGUGGAUGAUGAAAGCAAAAUAAUUCAAACAAUUUCUACACACAGAGACCAAAUUCUACGAGGCCUUGAAGGUACCACAUCUUAUUUUGAUGACAUAAUUGUGCACGGUCCAACCAAAUCCCUGUGUGAGCAGCGACUUAUUGAAUGUUUGGAACGCCUGCAGACAUAUAAUCUACACGUUAACAAGGACAAAUAAGCCAUGGCAAAACUUCCACGUCCCAAAAAUGUAGACGAGGUGAGAAGAUUUUUGGGAAUGGUUACGUAUUAUUCGCGAUUUAUUCCGAAUAUGGCUACCAUUACACAUCCACUUAGAAGUCUACUGGAAAAAGGAAACAAAUUUGUAUGGUCAAAGCAAAGUGAAGAAGCUUUUAUUAAGCUGAAGCAAGAAAUUUUGCAUGAGCGAGUUUUAGUACCAUACGACCAGUCACUGCCAUUGAUCCUUAUAUGUGAUGCAAGUCCCACAGGAGUUGCAGCAGUACUGUCACACAUAGUAGAUGGUUGUGAAAGACCAGUUGCGUUUAUUUCCAGAGCUUUAACAAAAGCUGAACAAAAUUAUAGUCAACUCGACAGAGAAGCUCUGGCAAUCAUUUUUGCUGUUGACAAAUUAUUUAUGUAUUUACAUGGUCGAGAAUUUACACUUGUGACUGAUAACCGUCCACUUUCGAGAAUUUUUCACCAGCAUGCUAAAACGCCAGCGAUGACCUCACAAAGAUUAUUGCGAUAUGCUUCUUUUCUACAAGGAUUCAAUUACAAACUUGAGCAUCGCAAAGCCGAUCAAAUAGCACAUGUAGAUUGUUUAUCAAGAGCCCCUUUAUCAGCGUCUUCAAAGUUUUUACAUUUUCUUGAUAAAGAAACAAAAGAUAUCCAAGAUCAAACUAUAAAUGAAAUUUCAUCAAUUUCAAUAACGGCAACAUCGGUUGCAAAAGAAACCCAGAACGACGAUGAAUUCAAAAAAUUAAAGGAAUCGCUAUUGAAUGGCGGAAAUACAGAUCCUGAGUAUUCUAUACAAGAUGGCGUUUUAUUUAAGGGAACUCGUGUUAUGAUUCCUGCUACAUUACGCGAUGCAGUGCUACGUGAAUUACACCACACACAUAUUGGCGUUGUAAGAAUGAAGCAGCUAGCCAGAAAGUAUUGUUUUUGGAAGGAGAUCGACUCUGACAUUGAAACAUUGGUAAAAUCGUGCCCUGAUUGUGCUAUGAUACGAAGAUGCCCCCCAAAGGUGGAAACACACAAAUGGGAGGACCCAAUCGAAAAUUUUCAAAGAGUGCAUAUUGACUACGCAGGUCCUUUCCAAAAUCAUUAUUUUCUUGUGUUAGUUGACGCAAAAUCGAAAUGGCCUGAAAUAAAGGUAAUAAAACAAGCUCCAACUUCGGAUAUCACGAUAUCAUUAUUACAAAGCAUAUUUUCAACACAUGGUCUUCCCCAAAUUAUGGUAUCUGACAACGCUACAAUUUUUCAAAGUGCCGUAUUUAGAACUUUUUGCGAGAACAACGGUAUUAUCCAGAAAUUUAUUGCACCGGGGCAUCCAGCUACUAAUGGACUUGCGGAAAGACAUAUUCAAACCUUGAAAAGGAAGCUAAAAGCGAUGCAAAACGAAAAGUUACCAUUACGCCUCAAAGUGCAGGAAAUAGUUACCAGAUAUAGAGCAACUCCGCUUUCAAAUGGCAAAAGCCCUGCAAACUUAUAUCUAGGACGUGACUUACGUAUAAAAUUAGACUCAAUUCGCCCAACAAAAUUGAAGAAAUCUGAAGUGGUCAACCCAAAAGUUCGAAAAUUAGGCGUUGGAGAGAGGGUCCAAGUUCGUUGGUUUAGCAAAGGAGUCCCGACUUGGAAGUUCGGUACCGUUCUGCAAAAACUUGGGAAUAUUCACUACAGCAUUAAACUUGACAAUAAUUAUGUUCUUAAAAGACAUAUUAAUCAAUUGUAUAAGUCCAUGGUUUAUGAUCAAAAUCAACCCACUUUAGUUACAGGAAAUCCACCACAGAAGGAACCUCAAAUUGAAGAAGUCAUAAUCCAGCGGAAUCAGACACAACCUCAAGCUCCCAGCGAAUCGCAGCCUCCAGCCUCCGCCGAGCCACAGCUGCCAGAGACACCACUAAGUAUUAGGCGAUCGAACAGAGUAAGGAGACUUCCAGCACGUUUCCAAGACCACGUUCCCUAUUAGUGUGGGAGAUUGUUAUGUCUCUAUUGACAACACUGGUUCUAAGUUUUAACGAAGAUAUGUUUCUAUGUUUUCUAUGUUAUUAACAUGGCUAUUUUUUAAAAAGCUUUAUAUACCACCAUUUUUUUUAUGAUAUAUCCAAUCAGCGCUUAACAAUACAUUGCACAAGUCACUGUUUCUUUUUUUUACU
This is a messenger RNA of Stomoxys calcitrans (stable fly), 3476 nucleotides long. RefSeq lists its product as uncharacterized. Gene Ontology annotation, biological process: DNA integration. Gene Ontology annotation, molecular function: nucleic acid binding; zinc ion binding. The record is from RefSeq and is a predicted model, not a curated record. The transcript is spliced from 3 exons. The coding region runs from base 1325 to 3289 and encodes 654 amino acids. Lineage: Eukaryota; Metazoa; Arthropoda; Insecta; Diptera; Muscidae.